Daktulosphaira vitifoliae (grape phylloxera) is the source of this 2892-nucleotide messenger RNA. RefSeq lists its product as uncharacterized. Lineage: Eukaryota; Metazoa; Arthropoda; Insecta; Hemiptera; Phylloxeridae. Gene Ontology annotation, cellular component: nucleus. The coding region runs from base 333 to 2492 and encodes 719 amino acids. Gene Ontology annotation, biological process: regulation of transcription by RNA polymerase II. Gene Ontology annotation, molecular function: DNA binding; protein binding. The transcript has 9 exons. The record is from RefSeq and is a predicted model, not a curated record.
GCCUUCAGCGUCGAGUCGAAUGUCAGCAUAGGGGCCAACAGUACUAGGAAACGGCGUCGGUGGUGGUUGGACACAGGGUAAAGAGAAGAGAUCAUGUUGCUGAAUGUCAUGGCAUUGGUCGGUUUAUUCUCUACCCGCACUCUUCGUGGACUGUUUUUAGGGUGGGAUAAAGAGGGAAGAGAGGUUACACUUGUAGUUACGGCGACGACGCGAACACGGGCGCGCAACAGAACGAACGAGGACGACAACGAAAUGAAGGCUUAUCAUCAGUUCCCGCUUUGUGCCGGCCGUUCAAAUUGUUCGUUCCUUCUUGUUUGGAAACUGCGUUGAAAAUGUCAACAAAUGGCCAACAUUACUGCCUACGUUGGAAUAAUUAUCAAUCAAAUAUGACAUCAGUAUUUCAUCAACUACUCCGUAAUGAAUCAUUUGUUGAUGUUACUUUAGCAUGUAAUGAAAGUACUCUUAAAGCACACAAAGUUGUUUUAUCAGCAUGUUCUUCAUAUUUUCAAAAAUUGUUAAUGGAUAAUCCAUGUAAGCAUCCUACAAUUAUAUUACCAUAUGAUAUAUGCUUCAGUGAUUUGAAAUUCAUCAUAGAAUUUGUAUACAGAGGUGAAAUAGAUGUUUCUCAAGCUGAGCUCCAAUCUCUUUUGAGAACAGCUGACCAAUUAAAAAUAAGAGGUUUAUGUGAAGUCCCUGAAGAUGAACGUGAUUCUUCAAUUACUGCUGAAGUAACACCUCUUGGACCUUUAAAGACAGGUGGACGUGUUUUUACAAAGCUUCAAAGAAGAACAUCUCCAUACAUAAAAAAAUUAAGUCCGAACACUACUGGAUGUUUUCAAUCUGAACAAUAUAGUCGAAAUUUUUAUAGAAUCGAACAAACUGGUUUUGCUCCUAUUUGUAUUAAUCAAGAAAACAAAACAAUUAAUUCCUCCCACUGUAUGACUGUGGCAACUUCUACAGAAGAAGAUGAAAAAGAAAUAAAAUCAACCCUCUCAGAUUUACCUGUAGUUAUAUUAGAUCCUCAUUCGACUUUAAAUGUACAAGCACAUCAGCCUCAAAUAGUACAUAUGAAUAUGCCAUCACAACAAACACAAAUUAAUCAUGAAGUAACGCAACAUCAAAAUUCACCUCAGUUACAGCAAUCUUCUGUUCAAACUCACACACAAAUGAUUAUUACAUCAACACCAAUUAUGACUGUUUCUGAAAGUGAUAUUACACCAGAUGGUCAGCCAGUUGGGCCAAGAGCUACACCUGUACCAGUUAAACCAAAUUCUAGUCCAUCAACUACUCCAACACAUCGUGAUAUGGCAGUGGGUACAUCUAGUUCUAACGACACUGCUAAUGAUGCAACUGAUGUAAAAUAUGAAAGUGUUAAGUUUGAAACAUUACGUACAAUUGAUCAAACAUCUGAUGCUAUUGGAAUAGAUAGACAACAAGCUAGAGAAUGUAUUACUAAUAUGAACGAGGAAGAAAGUUCUAUGCAUACAAUGAUGAUAACACCAGAGUUAUUAGGAUUAUUGCCUAGUUCAUCUAACACAGGAGAUGUCAGUGAUGAAAACUCAAGUAGUAAUAUGAAUAAGCAAUAUGGUACAACUAAUGGAAAAGGUUGGACUACUGAAGAUAUGGAAAAUGCCUUAGAAGCUUUACGUUCACACAAUAUGUCUCUUACUAAAGCAUCAAUAACAUUUGGAAUCCCAUCUACAACUCUGUGGCAACGAGCACAUCGAGCUGGCAUCGACACUCCUAAAAAAGAUGGACCAGCUAAGUCAUGGAAUGAUGAUGCUUUAAAUGUUGCUUUAGAUGCUUUGCGUACAGGCACUAUAUCAGCCAAUAAAGCCAGUAAAGCUUAUGGUAUACCUAGCAGUACAUUAUAUAAAAUAGCCAGAAGAGAAGGUAUUCGUUUGGCAGCUCCUUUUAAUGCAGCUCCAACAUCCUGGGGACAAGAACAAUUAGAUCAAGCAUUACAUGCUAUUCGAACUGGUCAAACAACUGUUCAAAAAGCAGCAGCUGACUAUGGAAUUCCAUCUGGUACUUUGUAUGGCAGGUGUAAACGCGAAAAAAUUGAACUUUCUCGUAGUAAUCCUACUCCUUGGUCAGAAGAUGCUAUGAUGGAAGCUCUUGAGUCUGUACGUUUGGGUCAAAUGAGUAUAAAUCAAGCUGCAAUUCAUUACAAUCUACCAUAUUCUUCAUUAUAUGGCCGGUUUAAAAGAAUUAAGUAUGGUGCUGAUCAUCCAGAUGAUGAUUGUGAUGUUAUGGAUGAUUCGGAUACACAAAAUGAACAUCAUCAACAACAUCAGCAGCAACAUCAACAUCAACAGCAUCAACAGCAACAGCAACAUCAGCAUCAGCAUCAGCAUCAACAACAACAGCAACAGCAGGUUACUCAACAAGUUCAAGCUACUCCAAUGUCGCAGAUAAUGUUGGUACAAUAUCCAGCACCAACUCAAAUUCAAAUGUAUCAACAGCAUCCUACUCAUUCAUCAACCAGUUGAGAUGAAGUUAAAUAUCUGCAGCCGCUUUGAUGUGCUAAUAUAGUUGCAGGUAUAUUAUAAAAGUUGAAAUUUUUUAAAUUAUACAUUAAAAAUCAAAUAUCUGUGAUAGUUAAUUUAUUUUUCAGUAAAUUUUAUUUAGAUAUUUUUAGUUUUAUUUCAAUAUGAUCUCUUAAUUUUUAUAUUAUGGACAUAUUUUUGUAAAUGUAAUGUGUAAAAAUGUUAGAAUAGAAUUUUUUUAUGUGAAGUCCAUGAAUAUCUUGUUCUUUAUAAUUAAAAAUUACAUUGAGAAGAAUUAUAAUUUCAAUUUAAAACAUAUAUUUUAAUCUAAAUAAAAUCUUAAUUUUACUUUGUUUCUUUACAGCAAUAUUAAAUAAAAAUACAAAAAUCAUUUAGUGUUGAU